Molecule: messenger RNA, 1531 nt
Organism: Platichthys flesus (European flounder)
Lineage: Eukaryota; Metazoa; Chordata; Actinopteri; Pleuronectiformes; Pleuronectidae
Product: transcriptional repressor scratch 1-like
Exons: 2
Coding region: 692-1531 (279 amino acids)
Biological process (GO): regulation of DNA-templated transcription
Molecular function (GO): RNA polymerase II cis-regulatory region sequence-specific DNA binding; DNA-binding transcription factor activity, RNA polymerase II-specific
Source: RefSeq, a predicted model, not a curated record
ACAGAUAAAGAGAGAGAGAGGAUGCUGAUGAUCCCCACUCGGCCAAGCGGAGUCUUUUUUUUGCUAUUGAAGGGAAUUAAAUAAGGACUAUUUCGCAAAGAAGAAAGGACGAGGUGGCCGACAAUUAUUUUGAAAAGCUUCCAAAACCUUUUUUUACAUCCCCUUUCUUAUUUUCUUCGCAUCCCUCCUCCUCCUCCUCUUCCUCCUCCACCUUCCUCCUCUUCUCCUGAGAGGCCCGCGAGCUUUCUCACGCUGCAGGGGUUUCCUUCCACCACCUCUUAUUUACUUUUAUUUAUUUAUUGUUAAUACUGUUUUUGUUGUUUGACUGCUCGCGAGCCUCUGUCUGCCGGUGCACGAGAGCGCAGAGAGAGAGAGGGAGAGAAAGAGAGAGCGAGAGACCCCCCGGAGGGAGCUGUCCGGUGCUGAAGUUGCAUUUCUCCUCUUUCUCGUGCACGAGAACCAGACAGAAGACGAGCAGAGAAGAAAGGAAGACAUUUAAAUAAAAGAAAGAGGUGAAGACUCUCCAUCGGAUCAGUGCAAGACUCUCUUCCUCAGUCCACUGCGUGUGUGCGUGCGUGUGUGCGCGUGUGUGUGUGUAACGGAUUGAAACCACCAGCACGCUGGCCAGGCCGUCGUGGAUCGGCUGUGUUGUUUGUGAGUGUGUGUCGUUGUGUUGAGUCGGUGUCGCACCAUGCCAAGGUCCUUCCUGGUGAAAAAGGUGAAACUAGAUGAUUUCUCCACGGCGGACCUGGAGAGCGUCUACCGGCACAGGACAGACCUCAGCCUGCGGCUCCAUGACAAAGCUGGUUACAUCAGUGACUACAUCAGCCCUGUUGUGUACGAUGCUGAGAGUGACAGCGGGAUCAAGGUGCCGUCUCCCGACCCGCUCUACGACGGCAUCCACAGCGACUAUGGGGCCCCGGACUCUGAGUCGCCCGACAGCCCCAGUUCGGAGAUCACCGAUGGCUACAUCAACGGAGAUUCUGCAGUGAGUGAGGGUUACUCAGUCGAUGCCUUCUACAUCACCGACGGCCGCUCGAGGAGGAAAGCUAUCAGCAGCCCCCGGACCAUUCAGAGGCACACCUGCAACGAGUGCGGCAAAACCUACGCCACGUCCUCGAACCUGAGCCGGCACAAACAGACACACCGCUCACUGGACAGCAAGCUGGCAAAGACAUGUCCGACCUGCGGGAAGGUGUACGUGUCCAUGCCCGCCAUGGCCAUGCACCUGCUCACCCACGACCUCAAGCACAAGUGUGACGUGUGCGGGAAGGCGUUCAGUCGACCUUGGCUCUUGCAGGGCCACAUGCGCUCUCACACGGGUGAGAAGCCGUUCGGGUGUGCCCACUGCGGGAAGGCCUUCGCGGACCGCUCCAACCUGCGCGCUCACAUGCAGACCCACUCGGCCUUCAAGCACUUCAAGUGCAAACGCUGCGACAAGACCUUCGCGCUCAAGAGUUACCUGAACAAGCACUACGAGUCCGCCUGCUUCAAAGGCCCUUUCUCCCCUCUCGGCCCCUUAGAUGCAUGA